Drosophila persimilis is the source of this 1540-nucleotide messenger RNA. RefSeq names its product probable cytochrome P450 309a1 (gene Cyp309a1). The coding region runs from base 16 to 1536 and encodes 506 amino acids. The transcript has 6 exons. Gene Ontology annotation, molecular function: heme binding; oxidoreductase activity, acting on paired donors, with incorporation or reduction of molecular oxygen; monooxygenase activity. The record is from RefSeq and is a predicted model, not a curated record. Lineage: Eukaryota; Metazoa; Arthropoda; Insecta; Diptera; Drosophilidae.
GGGGAUCUGUUCAGCAUGUGGACGACGGUCGGUCUGCUCUUGGGCGCUGUUCAUGUGGCCUUUGCCGCGGUCUAUUUGUACUUGACCUGGCACCACAAGUACUGGCAGAAGCGGGGCGUGCUCACAGCCGAGCCGCUGACCAUCCUGGGCACCUAUCCGGGUGUUCUGGCCGACAAGAGCCGCAGUCUCAUACUCGACGUCCAGGAGGUGUACAACAAGUACAAAGACCAGCACCGAGCGGUGGGCACUUUCCUCACCCGCCAGCCCCAAUUGCUGGUGCUGGACCCGGCCCUGGCCCACGAGGUCCUGGUGGAUAAGUUCAGCCACUUCCGGGACACCGUAACCAGCAGCUUUGUGGGCCACAAUCCCGACGAUAGGUUCGUGCAGGUAUCGCCCUUCUUCAGUGCCGGCGAUGACUGGAAGCGAAGGCGCACUGAGAGCGUGGGCGGACUCACUCCCAAUAAACUGAAGAUGGCCUUUACGAUCUGGGAGCAGAGUGGGAAGAAGCUGUUGGAGUACAUCGAGCGGGUGCGACAAGAGAGGGGCGACAUCAUCGAGACCAGAGACCUCGCCUAUCGCUUUACGGCCAACACGAUGGCCGACUUUAUUUGGGGCAUUGACGCGGGCACCCUGACCGGCGCCGUGGGAGAGACGAGUCCCUUCCAGAAGACCUCCACGGACUGGACCAACAGCGCCUUCAAGUCGAUCAUCAGGUUCAACAAGUCCCUGGUGGCCCCGUUCCUGCGCAAGGUCCUGCGGAUGCGGUUCUUCACCAAGACGGCCGAACAGUUCUAUCUGCAGCUCACCCGCGAUGCUCUCCGGCUGCGCCACAGCGGCAGUGGCUCGGACCGCACGGACUACCUGUCGCACCUGAUCCAGCUCCAGCAGCGGGGCAACACCCUCACGGACGCCGUGGGUCACGCCCUGACCGUGCUCUUGGACGGCUACGAGACCUCCGCCGCCGUGCUCUAUCACAUGCUCUACACGCUGAGCGAGCACCCCGAAGAGCAGGAAAAAUUACGCUCGGAACUUGCGGAGGCGCUGGCCGCCGACGAGCACCUCAGCUACGAGCAGCUGAACGCCCUGCCCUAUCUGGAUCAGUGCUUGAAUGAGUCUCUGCGCCUGACCACGCCCAUUGGCUUCUUCAUGAGGAUCUGCACGAAGGCCACCCAACUGGAUUUGGGCCAGGGCCAAGUGGCGGACUUAGAGCCAGGCGCCAGUGUUAUGAUUCCCGCCUACCAGUUUCAUCACGACGACGCCUUCUACCCGGAGGCAAGCCUCUUCCAGCCGGAUCGCUUCGAGAAUGGGGCGGCGAGUGUUCUGACCAAGCGGGGCUGUUACCUGCCCUUUGGGGAUGGUCCCCGCAUUUGUCUAGGCAUGCGUGUUGGCCAACUGAGCGUCAAAACGGCCAUCCUGCACAUCCUCUCGCAGUACCAGGUUGAGCAGACCACAAAGGUUCCCAUGGAUGCAGACACCGGCCUGGGGAUAUUCCUCAAUGGCGAUGUGCAGCUGAAAUAUACAAAAUUGAAAAAAUAAUAAA